AUGUACAAAAUCGACGGGGAAGAAGUGGAUGAACACGCACAAUGGAUGGACGCACCAAUGGUUUUCGACGCGGACGACGUCGAAGAAGAUAUGGAUGACCAAAACAACCCUCUAGUUCUCACGCUACCAGUAGAAGGGUGCAACAUCAAGAAGAUCCCCAUCGAUGGAGGAAGCUCAGUCAAUGUUUUAUUUUAUGAUACAUUCAAACAAAUGGAACUCAACGAUGAACAUUUGUUAUCUUCGUACUACACUAUCUACGGUUUCAACGGAGCAGCCACGAAGCCUUUAAGAGAUAUUGUCUUGCAAUUAGACGCAGGUCCAAUGAAGGUCGACACCCGGUUCAGUGUGGUGGAUGCACCAUCACCCUAUAAUGCCAUAAUUGGCCGAAGGUGGGUACAUAAACUCAAAGGAGUGGCGGCUACCUAUCACCAAUACCUUAGGUUUCCAACUUCCCAAGGGAUAAUGGAAAUAAAAGGAGACCAGGUCACUGCGCGAGAAUGUCAAACUUUGCAGAACCAGCUUAAUAACGAACAGGAUGAGCAGCGAAAGUCCCGAAGAUCUCGAAACAAAGAAGCUGCAAAAGAGAAAGCGAUCGACACCUAUCUUGAAGAAAUCUCUGGCAGAAGCCUUUCAAAGGAGAAUACGGUUGGAAACGCAGAGGCGAGUACCUCUGCCACAAAAGAAGACGAAGAGCCUACCAAAUAG
Messenger RNA from Papaver somniferum (opium poppy), 705 nucleotides. RefSeq lists its product as uncharacterized. NCBI's taxonomy places the organism in Eukaryota, Viridiplantae, Streptophyta, Magnoliopsida, Ranunculales, Papaveraceae. The transcript has a single exon. The record is from RefSeq and is a predicted model, not a curated record. Bases 1 to 705 code for a protein of 234 amino acids.